This is a messenger RNA of Doryrhamphus excisus (bluestripe pipefish), 1429 nucleotides long. RefSeq names its product mitochondrial nicotinamide adenine dinucleotide transporter SLC25A51-like. Gene Ontology annotation, biological process: mitochondrial NAD transmembrane transport. Gene Ontology annotation, molecular function: NAD transmembrane transporter activity. NCBI's taxonomy places the organism in Eukaryota, Metazoa, Chordata, Actinopteri, Syngnathiformes, Syngnathidae. Gene Ontology annotation, cellular component: mitochondrion. The record is from RefSeq and is a predicted model, not a curated record.
CACUCGAAUGAUUGUUACGACAACGGAAGACAAAUCAAACCGAGGAAGAAGACCUGUUGCUGGGGCUGCAGACACGACCUAGAGAAUCACUGGCCUUUCACUCAGCUUGCAGGAAAGGCUGCACAGCACCUGUCACACAGGGCAGGACAGCAACUAGUGUGCACGGCGUCUUCUUCCAGGAGAGCAGUGCUGACGUGAUGUUCGAGGAGCACCACGCGGCACACUGAGCCCCCCUUGGCCGGCGCCACCAUGGACUCCCCGUCAGCCCAGACCCCGCCGCCGCAGGCCUCGUUAUCCAAAGGAGGUCACCCGUUGCUUUCCAGCGGGCCCCUGAGCGCCACACUGGGGCCUCAAGGAAAGCACUAUGUCUGCGGCUCCGUUGCGGCUUUCACCAACAUCCUGGUGACGUUCCCAAUCCAGAAGGUUCUCUUCCGUCAGCAGCUGCACGGCGUGGUGGCCAUCGAGGCGGUGCGACAGCUCCAGAGGGACGGACUCAGGAAUCUAUACAGGGGGUUGCUCCCCCCGCUGCUCCAAAAAAGCACCACCGUCGCCAUCAUGUUUGGUUUGUACGAAGACUUUUCCAGAGUUCUUCUACAGCGCGCAGACGGUAGCGGCGUUCCGGAGCUAAUCACGCGAAGCUUCGCCGCCGCGCUGGCGGGAACGGCAGAGGCAUUCCUGACCCCCUUCGAGCGUGUGCAGACGCUACUUCAGGACCACCGGCACCACGGACGCUUCAACAACACAGCCCAUACUUUCCGGACACUUCUAACGGAAUACGGUGUCCGGGAAUGCUACCGCGGUCUCGUUCCCAUCGUGCUCCGCAACGGCCCCAGCAACGUUCUCUUCUUCGGACUCCGCGGACCCAUUAAGGAUCAUCUCCCGGAAGCGACAAGCAAAGCGGGUCACCUUGUUGUCGAUUUUGUCUGCGGCGGCGUGCUAGGGGCGGCGCUGGGAAUCAUGUUCUUCCCGUUAAACGUGGUGAAGUCGCGGGCUCAGGCUCAAGUGGGCGGCGCCUUCCAGCCGUGCAGGCAGGUGCUGCUCACGGUGUGGCGAGAGCGAGGCCGGAGCGUGGCGAUGCUCUUCAGGGGGGCUCACCUCAACUACCAUCGCUCGCUACUCUCGUGGGGCAUCAUCAACGCCACGUACGAGCUGCUGCUGAAGCUCAUGUGACUUGAGAGCGAGGAUUGUUGCACAGUCGGGACAUUUAAACUGUAUACUAAACUUGUGCCAGGGGCCAUUUUGGAAGCGGGAAAGUAUUGUUUUUUGUGUGUUUGUGUGCACUUUUGUUUUUUUUUUUACAAUUUCAAUGAAAAAACAAGCUUUGCCACAUCACUGAAAACACCUUUUUUGUGAAUUUAACCAUUACGAUACACUGAAUUCUCCCAAUUAAUUGUCAAGAAAAGUGAAAUAAAGUAAUGGUUGGCAGUUG